AACGAUUUAUUACGACAUCCAUCGGGAAAAUGCCUUCCAAAGCUAUACUUGCCAGGAACGACCAUCUAUUUUUUAUCAGUAAAAUUUCCUGUCUCGGAUUCAUUCAUUUCAGUGCACUCCUACAUACCUUCUUUCUCCGGACCUUUGUUCUUCAGUGCCCUGAAAGCAUGCGACACUCUAUUACUUCUCCCGCCGUGCGCGACCUUUCUCGGCUUUGUGUCCGGUGUCAACUCCGAGUUCGCCGAGCUUCAACUCUUGUGCCAUCGCAUCGACCGUCUGUAGCAGCGACGCCCACACGACAUCAUGUAGCUCUCGCAGUGGCGGUUCGGGGCCCAGCAACGAACAGAGCUCAUGCCCGCGCCGUAUCUAGUGCCGCGCAGGCCGAGCAAGAACCGGCCUCGUCCGGUGCACCACCCUCGACACAUUAUGACCUCUUCCCUGAGACGCUUCCCGAUGGUCCUCCUCCGGCAGGACACUUUCCCAUCGAUACUCGCGCUUUGCGCCGUGAGUUUCUCCGUCUGCAAGCCCGGGCUCAUCCGGAUAUGCAUCCUGCUCAGGACAAAGCUCGUGCCGAGGCCAUGUCAGCGCUCAUAAAUGAGGCUUAUAAGACGCUUUCUAACCCUCUUCUGCGAGCACAAUAUCUACUCUCUCUUCGAGGUGUCGACGUCGCCAACGAUGAGACCCUCAAGGUGGAAGAGCCAGAACUAUUAAUGCUUGUGCUUGAGGCGCGCGAGGAGAUUGAGGAUGCCGAGCACGAGGAGGAUCUAGACGAACCUCGUGCCGCGAACGAUGCACGCAUUGCGGAGAGUGAACAGGUACUCGAGCGCGCGUUUCAGCAUGAUGAUAUCGAGGCUGCGAAACAUGAGGCUGUGCGUCUGCGCUAUUGGGUCAAUAUCAAGGAAAGUUUGGAUAACUGGGAGAGGGGCCAUCAUGUUGUGCUGCAGCAUUAAAUAGACAGAAACGAAAAAGUCCUGGUGGCAUUGCUUGGGUACCACCCAGGUUCUCUUGACAUGAUAGAUAAGAUAAAUAUGCGACCAGACUUGACCGAUGUAUCAUGAGCGCUGCUUUGAAGAUACUCGCAUGGUUUUAAUUGACGACAGCAUCUUAUAAUGGGAGUGGAUUCAGGCCUGGAGCUUCCUCUUGGAGUGAUGUGUCAAGCAAGUUUUUCGCAUUCGACUAGGGAGUGGAUUGCUGUUCAUCAAUCUUAGAUCGAAGAUAUGCAACAUGUUGCAGGGGUUUGGGACUUUUCUUUGUCCUGCAACCUCGAGAUGACCGAUGACCUCGAAGACGAGGUGCCUGGCACUGACUUCACGGUACUGGUGACCCUCUUUGUAUAUCAUUGUAUGAAUAUCUCCAGAGUUAGAUAGUAGAUCCUGAUUUCCUACUGAAAUCAAUGGCUGGGA
Molecule: messenger RNA, 1403 nt
Organism: Fusarium odoratissimum NRRL 54006
Lineage: Eukaryota; Fungi; Ascomycota; Sordariomycetes; Hypocreales; Nectriaceae
Product: molecular chaperone HscB
Exons: 1
Coding region: 30-950 (306 amino acids)
Biological process (GO): protein complex oligomerization; [2Fe-2S] cluster assembly
Cellular component (GO): mitochondrion
Molecular function (GO): protein-folding chaperone binding; ATPase activator activity
Source: RefSeq, a predicted model, not a curated record